UAUCGGAGAGAACUUCCGGUAAAGUUGAUAGCCGACGAGCACCUGUUUUGGAACAUUUGCCAUAGUGUUAUCAACAUGGACAGAGAUGGUAUCCUGUCCUACUUCAGUAAUCUAGUUCAUGCAGACCCUGACAUGUCUGCUGCUGUGGCUGCUAUCAAGACACUCUUACACUUCCUUGAGGUCAACAAAGUGGACACGUUGUCAGAGAUGCGAGACCGUAUGAAGGAUGCUAUACUGACACUUACAGAGACGGACAGUAGUACAACAUCUAUCUCCUCCGCUGGAGAGCUCUUCCUACGCUUCAUCACACUCGCCAUGCUUGAACAUUCAACAAUUCAGGAAUGCCAGAGAAUUCUAGUCAAAAGAGGAAACUUAUUCUUGCAGAAAGUUUCAGAUUCUCGCCAAAAGAUCGCAAAACAGGCCCAUCCUUUCAUACGAGAUGGUGCAACGAUCCUAACCCACUCUAAAUCCAGAGUAGUAUUACAAGUGUUGAAGGAGGCAGCCGAGGCAAAGAAACGCUUCAGUGUGUUCAUCACGGAAUCUCUGCCAGACAACUCGGGUCGUGAGGUGUCCAAGGAGCUGAUAGACAUGGGCAUCCCUACUACAGUGGUGCUAGAUGCUGCUGUUGGGUAUGUGAUGGAGAAGGUAGACAUGGUGUUGGUUGGAGCAGAGGGAGUAGUGGAGAGCGGAGGUAUCAUUAAUAAGAUCGGUACAUAUACAUUGGCGAUUUCAGCUAAAGCAAUGAAUAAGCCAGUCUACGUUGUAGCCGAAAGCUUCAAAUUUACUCGUCUAUUUCCACUCAACCAGGAAGAUGUACCUAACCAGUUUAAGUAUCAUGCGAGCACACUGCGGACGACGACGGAUCUGUCUAAGGAGCACCCCCUGGUGGAUUACACUCCUCCGUCCUAUAUCACACUUCUCUUCACAGACCUCGGAGUCCUGACGCCCUCCGCCAUCUCAGACGAGCUCAUCAAACUCUACUGCUGACAUCCAUUAUGGCAUCAAGGAACUGUGUUUUUCUAGGUCAUUCAUCAGUGAUAAACUCUAAAGAAACAAGGGUCAGGAAGUUUUGUCAUCAACUUUGGACGGUGCAUGUACUUUUGAAAGUCAAACUUGGUUAAAAGCUAAAACAAAUGCCCAGUACUGAUUGAGCAUUAACAACAUAAAAUAUGACUGGGUAAUUUUUAAGUUUCUUUUAUGAAAUUUAAAAGAUUAUAUUUGAUUCUUUCCGUGUUUUUCUGUGGCAGAUACAAAAAAGGAAAUGUGC
Messenger RNA from Mizuhopecten yessoensis (Yesso scallop), 1267 nucleotides. RefSeq names its product translation initiation factor eIF-2B subunit alpha-like. Gene Ontology annotation, cellular component: eukaryotic translation initiation factor 2B complex. Gene Ontology annotation, biological process: translational initiation. The coding region runs from base 76 to 987 and encodes 303 amino acids. Lineage: Eukaryota; Metazoa; Mollusca; Bivalvia; Pectinida; Pectinidae. The transcript has 9 exons. The record is from RefSeq and is a predicted model, not a curated record. Gene Ontology annotation, molecular function: translation initiation factor activity; guanyl-nucleotide exchange factor activity.